Molecule: messenger RNA, 1809 nt
Organism: Raphanus sativus (radish)
Lineage: Eukaryota; Viridiplantae; Streptophyta; Magnoliopsida; Brassicales; Brassicaceae
Product: protein OCTOPUS-like
Exons: 1
Coding region: 156-1676 (506 amino acids)
Source: RefSeq, a predicted model, not a curated record
AAGGAAGGAAAGGGGUAAGAGAGGUUCCAAUCAAUAGUGUUGACAACGCUACUCUCUCACUCUCUCUCUCGAUCCUAAAAAUGGCACUCACUCCACUCUCUUCUUCCCUUCACUGAAACAACCACCAGAGAGCCCUAAAGCCCAUCAUCAUCAUCAUGACCCACCACCAAACCCAGCGCCGUCGCCGUCGUCAUUCCGCCGUCUGUAACCGUCACCCCACUUCCAAACCCACCGCCGGUUUCUGCGCCACCUGUCUCCGCGAACGCCUCUCCACCAUCGAAGCUCUCUCCUCCGAUCAACCCCCCGAGCUCCGCCGCGCUCGCUCCCACUCCCUCCGUGACGCCUCCGCCCCAGAUUUCGACCAGCCCCGACGCAGAUCGUGCGACGUCAACGGCUCUCUCCACGAUCGAUUCGCCGUCGAUGAAGGAGAAGAAGAGAGGCUUGGAAGUUCGAUUCGGAUCCCCAUGGUCCCAGAUUUGAAAGAAGAGGAGGAAGAAGAAGACGAUGAAGGUAUGCAGCUCCUAGAAGAAGAAAUCGAAGAUGGAGAGGAGAAGAAGACGAUGAAGGAGCUAAUAGAUCUUGAAUCAAGAACUCACCACCAGAGCAAGAAGAGCAGCAACGACUCAUCCUUCACAUCCGUUUUCACCAGAACGCUUAAGAAGCUUUCACUCAAACAACAACAUCCCAAGACCUCCCAAUACGUUUACUCGACAACAGGUCUCGCCCCUCGUCGCUCAUCGUGCGAUGUAGAUCCUUCCAGGCUGUUGUCUCUCGACGACGCAGCUGCUUUCGAGGAGCCUCGAGCGUCGUGGGACGGGUGUUUGAUCGGGAAGACGUAUCCAAAGCUGAUACCUUUAUCAUCCGUGACUGAAGAUGAUGAGAAGGAGAAGCCAGGCGGGACAGCUCAGACGAGGGAUUACUACUUGGAGUCGCGGCGGAGAAGAAGCUUUGAUCGGUCAUCGUCGAGACAUGGAUUGGUGGUGGAUGUUGAGGAAGUGAAAGCUAAGUUGUCACCUGAGAGUGUUGGUUUGUUUCAUGGAGCUAAGCUGCUUGUCACCGAGAGGGAACUUAGGGAUUCUAAUUGGUAUUCCAUCAAAAAUUAUAAACCGGAGGGCUUGGAGUUACCUUCUAAAGGUGUUUCUGCUGGUGGUGAAGUGAAGCAGGAUGGUUUCGGAUUGAAGAAGACUGGAAAGAAAUGGGGGAAAGGAUGGAAUCUUUGGGGGUUGAUUCAGAGGAAAGGUGACACGGUUAAAACCGAGCAAAGUUUGAAACUUGGAGGAAACGACAUGGAGGGUGGUUCUCUUGCAGAGUCUCUCUUGAAGCUUAGGAGAGUGGGUAAAGGAGGAGAAAGCAACGGUGGUGAUGUCAGCGAGAAACUCUUGAGAAGUUACAGCGUUAGUGCAAGGAAGUCUUGUGAUGGCAUGAUGUUUCAUCAAGGUGCUUCUGUUGUUAGUGGUGGCUUCGAAGGUGGAAGAAGCUCUUGCGAUGGUCUGUUCCAUGGCUCUGUUACUGGUGGUGGUGGUGCUGAGGCUGCUGGAAGAAGAAGCUUGUGCGAAGACAAGCUUGGUGCUUCUUACUCGCCGGAUAGCAUCAGAAACGGUAUGGUUAGAUUCUACUUGACGCCGUUAAAGAGUCAUGUGACAAGCAACUCUGGGAAAAGUAGGCUGAUGAAUUAGUCUGAUGUGUGAUGAUGGAUAAUUAUAUUUGAUAGUACUGUGUUGUUGUAAUUAGCCAUUACCAUGUAUUGUUUUACUUGUUAUCCCAUUGUUCUAUAGAUAUAUGAAGCCAGAUCAUAUGCUUAUCUUGAAA